Hippocampus comes (tiger tail seahorse) is the source of this 2359-nucleotide messenger RNA. It is a transcript of the gene aldh8a1, whose product is annotated as aldehyde dehydrogenase 8 family, member A1. Gene Ontology annotation, biological process: retinoic acid metabolic process. Gene Ontology annotation, molecular function: retinal dehydrogenase (NAD+) activity. Lineage: Eukaryota; Metazoa; Chordata; Actinopteri; Syngnathiformes; Syngnathidae. The coding region runs from base 482 to 1954 and encodes 490 amino acids. The transcript has 7 exons. The record is from RefSeq and is a predicted model, not a curated record.
CAUUCUAUUUGAAAAUAGGUCUUUUACAAAACAUGUCUUUCAAUGUCAUGCCUUUUUUCUGUUUUUCAGUCUCAUUUCAACUUCCUAAUUUUCUGAAAGAAAUUUCUUUUGUUUUCCAACUUCCUGGUUUGUCCUCAAUGUCUUUUUUCCACAUUCAAUUUCAUUGUGAAGUGUCCCAUAAUCCUAAUGCUUGUUAUUUAAAAUAUCAGUUUUUGCAACAAUAAUGAAUUGUGGUGGUGUGGGGGUAUACCUUACAUCAUUCUCAGCAGUUUCUUUAUUUUGGUACCAAAGGUAUGAAAAGGCCAUGCGCGCGCGCGCACACACACCCCCACAAACAUGCGCACGCUUCCUGUGCACAUCUGUGUUUUCCUGUCGUGUGCAAGAGCAGAAGUUGAGAAGUGGAGAGUGCUGGGUCGUCCGACUAGCAUCGGUGGCAGGUUAAAUUCUCAAUUUCAGUCUCUCUUUGUACUUCCCAUCAGGAAUGCAAAGAAGCAUGGAGGCAAGCACCUUUUUGGUCCUGGAGAACUUCAUCGGAGGAAAGUUUGUCCCGUGCCAGAGUCACAUUGACUCGUAUGACCCGUCCACGGGGCAAGUGUACUGCAAAGUGCCCGACAGCGGCGAGCGAGAGGUGGAGGCGGCGGUGGCUGCGGCCAAGGAGGCCUUCCCAGGCUGGGCCGCUCGAAGUCCAGAGCAGAGGGCUCAAGUCCUCAACAAGAUGGCCGACCUGAUCGAUACCCAUCUGGAGGACUUGGCGCUGGCUGAGUCCAAAGACCAAGGUAAGACGCUGACGUUUGCGCGGACCGUGGACAUUCCCCGAUCUGCGUACAACUUCCGCUUCUUCGCUUCGUCGGUGCUCCACCACACCACCGACUGCAGCCAGAUGGACCACAUGGGCUGCCUCAACUACACUGUGCGCUGCCCCGUGGGAGUUGCUGGUCUGAUCAGCCCUUGGAAUCUUCCGUUGUAUCUGCUGACGUGGAAGAUCGCACCCGCCAUCGCCACGGGCAACACGGUGGUCGCCAAACCUAGCGAGAUGACCUCAGUGACUGCCUGGAUGAUGUGCAAGCUAAUGCAGCAGGCUGGCAUUCCCCCAGGCGUGGUCAACAUCGUGUUCGGCACGGGCGCCCGGGCGGGAGACGCCCUGGUGGGCCACCCCGAUGUCCCCCUGAUCUCCUUCACGGGCUCUACGGCGACAGCCCAGGUUAUCACCGAGCGCAGCGCCCCUUACUGUAAGAAGCUGUCGCUGGAGCUCGGCGGCAAGAACCCCGCUGUGAUAUUCGCUGACGCCGAUCUGGAGCGGUGCAUCGAGACCACCGUCCGCUCCAGCUUCUCCAACCAGGGAGAGAUCUGCUUGUGCACCAGUCGGAUAUAUGUGGAACGUGGCGUUUAUGAGACGUUCUUGGAGAGGUUUGUGGCCGCCGCCAGGAAGUGGAAGACGGGCGUGCCUUUGGACCCUGGCAACAGCAAUGGCGCACUUAUCAGCAAGGAGCACUUGGAAAAGGUGCGUGGCUUUGUGGCCCUGGCCAAGUCGGAGGGCGCCACGGUGCACUGCGGCGAAGGCGUGGACACGCUGGAGCUACCGGAGAGCAACGUCGGCGGCUACUUCAUGGGCCCCACCGUCAUCUCGGGCGUCCCGCAGGACUCCCGCGUCAUGCAGGAGGAGAUCUUUGGGCCGGUCACCUGCGUCCUCCCCUUUGACGGCGAGGACCAGGCGGUGGCCCUGGCCAACGGUGUGCGCUACGGCCUGGCGGCCACCGUGUGGUCCCGCGACGUGGCCAAGGUGCACCGUGUGGCGGCUGGGCUUCAGGCGGGCUUGGUGUGGGCCAACUGCUGGCUCGUCCGCGAUCUCAAGCUGCCGUUCGGAGGCACGAAGAGCUCGGGCGUGGGCAGGGAAGGUGGAAAGGAUUCCUACCACUUCUUCACUGAGGUCAAGACCGUCACCGUCAAAUACUGAAAGGCCUUGUGGAAGGAGAUCAGGUGUGGCGACCACAUUUUUCUUUGUCUUUGUUCAGCUCCUUUCCGUAUUCCCAGAGAGUUGCUGCUUCGUGAGGUUUUGCUUCUAAUGUUUGCCCCCCAACCCCCCCAAAAAAAAAAAAACAAAUUACCAUGAAGCAUUAGGCUCAUUCCAGUUUGACACAAAGCUAAAAUUUGGGGAAAACGAAACAUUGCAUUUUACAAGAAUACAUUUAUUUCUGAUGGUCCAAUUUUCAAAAUUAGGAAUUUCAUAGACAACAGACAAUGCAAUACAUGCUAUUUAUUGUAUUGUGUCUCUAUGCUUAUUUAGAUUCACUCAUUAACUCGCAAUUUUACAAGAAGGAAGGCAAAUGAUAGGAGACAAAAUAAAGACUUUUGAUGAAAA